CUCUCUCCACCAUAGAAUUCGGAAAGAAGAACCCUAGCCUUGUCCGAAACUCAUUGAUUGCAAAAUAUCUUCCUUAAAUUUGUGUUUUAAUUAUUAUCCGAAACUACUUCAACAACAGAGAAAGCCAAGCCGGAGAGAAAACCAAAUGGCUUCUUGCGGCGGAGAGGCGGUGGAAAUCGGAUCCGACUCGAAAUCGAAGCCCGUUGAUCCCAAAUUAGGCGGAGUUGGGACCAGAAGCGCCGGCCAAGGACAAUAUAAAGCUCCGGCGCCGCCGAUGCAACAAUGGGUGAAGAAGCAGCCUUAUAAAUCGGCCAAGAAGAAAUCGAAGAAAGACAGGAGAAUCAACGUAGCUCCUUUGGAUCCCGAAGCUAUCGACUGCGACUGGUGGGAUACUUUCUGGCAACGAAACUCUUCUCUCUCAGGUGUUUCAAUCCCUUUAGACGAAGAUGAUGCGUUCAAGUACUUCUUUAGAGCUUCAAAGACGACAUUUAGCUACAUCUGUUCUCUCGUGAGGGAGGAUCUUAUCUCUAGACCUCCUUCAGGACUCAUCAACAUCGAGGGAAGGCUUCUUAGCGUCGAGAAACAAGUAGCCAUUGCUCUAAGAAGAUUGGCUUCCGGUGAAUCUCAGGUCUCCGUGGGAACUUCCUUUGGUGUUGGCCAAUCCACAGUUUCUCAAGUUACAUGGAGAUUCAUCGAGGCCCUUGAGGAACGAGCCAAGCAUCAUCUUAGAUGGCCAGACUCUGACAGGAUCGAAGAGAUCAAGUCAAAGUUUGAGGAACUCUACGGUCUUCCCAAUUGUUGUGGAGCCAUAGACACAACUCACAUCAUCAUGACUCUACCUGCUGUGCAAGCAUCAGACGACUGGUGCGACCAGGAGAAGAACUAUAGCAUGUUCUUGCAAGGUGUCUUUGAUCACGAGAUGAGGUUUCUCAACAUGGUUACUGGCUGGCCUGGUGGCAUGAGCGUCUCCAAGCUGCUUAAGUUCUCAGGCUUCUUCAAACUCUGUGAAACCGCUCAGGUAUUGGACGGGAAUGCCAAAACUCUGUAUCAAGGAGCGGAGGUUAGAGAGUAUGUAGUUGGUGGGUUUAGUUACCCGCUGCUUCCUUGGCUUAUCACUCCUCACGACACUGAUGAUCCUUCUGAUCCCAUGAUGGCCUUCAACGACAGGCAUGAGAUGGUGAGGUCAGUUGCAGCUACUGCCUUUGCACAGCUUAAAGGAAGCUGGAGGAUUCUGAGCAAGGUUAUGUGGAGACCUGACAGGAGGAAACUGCCUAGUAUUAUACUGGUGUGUUGUUUGUUGCAUAACAUUAUAAUCGAUUGUGGUGAUUAUCUGCAAGACGAUGUUCCUUUAACGGGUCAUCACGACUCCGGUUAUGCAGACCGGUACUGCAAGCAGACCGAGCCGCUUGGUAGUGAGCUCAGAGGAUACUUGACUGAGUAUCUGCAGAGGUGAGAAUCUUCAAAAAAACAUAGGAUAGUUUUCUUAUGUCCUAGUGUUGAAAGCGUUGUCUUAUGUUUUCUGUCUACCAUUGCUAUUGAAGUUUUAAUUUGCAUUGUAAGGAAAUGUUGGGGUUAAUCAAAAUCAAUCAAGUUUUG
Eutrema salsugineum is the source of this 1596-nucleotide messenger RNA. Its product is annotated as protein ANTAGONIST OF LIKE HETEROCHROMATIN PROTEIN 1. The record is from RefSeq and is a predicted model, not a curated record. Gene Ontology annotation, cellular component: PRC1 complex; ESC/E(Z) complex. The coding region runs from base 146 to 1453 and encodes 435 amino acids. Gene Ontology annotation, molecular function: chromatin binding. The transcript has 2 exons. Lineage: Eukaryota; Viridiplantae; Streptophyta; Magnoliopsida; Brassicales; Brassicaceae.